This is a messenger RNA of Drosophila eugracilis, 5080 nucleotides long. RefSeq lists its product as uncharacterized. NCBI's taxonomy places the organism in Eukaryota, Metazoa, Arthropoda, Insecta, Diptera, Drosophilidae. The transcript is spliced from 5 exons. The record is from RefSeq and is a predicted model, not a curated record. Bases 666 to 4532 code for a protein of 1288 amino acids.
CUCGUUUUGGGUGUUUGAUUAAAUUUACAACAACGGAGCAGACGUAGAAUAAUAAAAAAACAAAAAAAAACCAAACUGAGAGCUCUCUUUCUAUAGGGGACCGCCUUCGGAUCUCUACUGCGCCUGUCCAUUGAAACAAUCGAUAAGCAAUAACCAAUACCCUAUGACCCGUGGCCAAUCACCAAUACCGAUGAAUAUGCAAAUACAUUUAUAUAUAUAAAAUAUAUAUAUAUAAAUAUAUUAUUGCAGGCGUGGCACCAAGUGUGUUUUCAUGUUUGUUUUUUUGCAAAGGAAAAUGCCGAAUAACGAGAGACCACGAGCUCUAGCAAAGCACCGCAAUAAGAGUCGGAUGCGAGCAGCUGCCUCCAUGCCGGAUGACCUGCUGGAAAAUCACCUUCAAAAGCUUUUUGAGGAGCAGGAAUUACUUCAAAACCUCCUGAUUAGCCAUCACCCAGGUAUUAAGUCUCAACAGCCCGACCUUGGCGCCGAGAGUAACUAUGAGUUUAAUACUCAAGACGAGGACGGCAAUGACGAGGUAAACUCGUUCAAGUUACUAAAUAUAAAGGUAAAGCUAAGGAUAUACUCUUUCGAAUUUUUUUCAACUUGAAUUGUCAACAAUUCAAUAAUUUCAAUAAACUUUUCUGUCACUAAAUCCGUUAAAGGAGAUGGCUGAAGAGGAUCAAAAGGAUAUUAAUGACCAGCCGACAGAAGCUGCUAUUUUGGCCGAGGAUGUGGUGGACUUGUCAAGUCCUCCAAAAUAUGAGAACAUUUUUAAAAUUCUACCGCCAAAGUAUCCCUAUCCCAAGAAGCGCACCUCGAGGGCCACUCCAUUACCCAUUUUAAUAGGAAAAUGCACCCCACCCAAGGUCAACGGUCAGGGCUUCGAUCCACCUUUUCUAUAUCCCGAAUUCAUUGCCAAAAACGAGAAAAGUCAAGUAAAUUACAUCUUCAUUUUAGUGGAUAGUUUGGUAAUGCAAAUGGAGCGUUUCCUUAAAAUAAGUGAAAAAUCAAAGGUGGAGGAAGCCAUAAAAAAGCUUCCACCAAUCACUGGAGCCGUUCCAAAAUCGAGGCCCCGAAAUCAGAUUAAUAUAGAUCAAGUGUGCCACGCCAAAUACUCAAUUACUGUCAAGCCACGUGUCAAGGAACCAAAACAACACAUUCAUCCAAAGAAUAAACGUUUGACCAAUACUAAGGAGCAAUCCCAUUUUGUAACAUCGAAGACGAAUCCUGAACCGGAACCCGAACCCGAUUUGGAUUGUGAAUUUGGUAUGGACCUUAUUGAAAAAUUUCGAGCCAACACAGUGCGUAAUGAAACUAAUGAAGAAAUCAAGAAAGAUCGAGGGAAUCCCAGUGGCUAUAAUACAAUUGCACAUGCGAAGAAAGUAGAAUUUGAAAAACUGAGUAUUUCUUCUGAUUGUGAGAACGAAUACUCGGAUUUUUCUAUUCUUGAAGCGGCUAUGACCAAGGACCGUAGAAAUCUAAAAGAAUGUCAGAAAAAGGAUUUCAUUAUCAUUCAUAGACCUAGGACGCCUAUCACGCGACCAUGUACGCCUAUUGAUAAUGAUGAUGUGCCUACCACAUCCAGUCAGUCGAAAUUCUAUCAACAAUUUGUCGGGGAAUCUAAGGGCACUAAGCCCGAAAGAGGUACUCUGCCACCGUGGUAUAUAUCAAAACCUAGAGGUCUUCUAGAAUUGGAGGAUUGGCAAAAAGAAAUCAUCCUGUUUGUAAGAAGAUAUAAGAAAGAGAUAAAACGAAGAAAGAAAUUUAAAUCGAAGUAUAAAGAUCAUGAAAUACCGCCUAAGACACUUUAUCCCUUACUUAAAAUCAAAAAGGAAAAACUGCGUAGCGCUGAACUUCAACGAAAAUUCUCAUAUAUAAAAUCUAAGUGGAAAAAAAGAAGUUACAAGUUUUUUUAUGCUAAAAAACUGCAAAGGGAAUGGAUAAAGGCUGAACGCCUUUAUAAGCGAAUUCGUCUUAUAGCAUUAUUUACCCCUCAUGAACUCUAUGAUAUUAAGAAAAAGGCGACAAAAAAGGAAGAACGUUCACAAACUCGUUUACUUUUCAAUGUGCCAAGCCAAUCACCGGUGAUACCCAUAUGUAUGCCAUGUGCAAGGAAAAGGGAUUGUCCAGUUGAUGAAGAAAAACCUAUAAUUGAAAUUUCCUUAAAUACGACGACUCAGGAAACUCGAGAGCCUGUUGACCGUGGUCAGAGAUUGAAGAAUAUUUUCCUGGAUCGAAUUAGAUUGCAGAGUCAAGAGAAGUUACAUCAUUUGGUAUUACCAGAGGAUCCUGUAGAAGCCAAGUAUUUACCUCUUAUCGAGCAUCGCAAGACCCGAUAUACAAAAAACCAACAAAAACAAUUAAUUAAUAAAAAAUCCGCAAUAGAACAGGAUUUAGAUACUGAUAGUAUAAGGAAUUAUUGCAUCUCAUCAACUCAAUCCACUUCCGCUUCUACCAAAUCUAUAGACACAGUUAGUACUCUAUAUUAUGAUGCUAAAGAAUCGAAAACCUUUUAUGAAAAUCAAGGUGAACCUGUUCCAAAAGAACAUUUAGAUACUGAUAGUAUAAAGAAUUAUUGCAUCUCAUCAACUCAACCCACUUCCGCUUCUACCAAAUCUAUAGACAAAGUUAGUACUCUAUAUUAUGAUGCUAAAGAAUCGAAAACCUUUUAUGAAAAUCAAGGUGAACCUGUUCCAAAAGAACAUUUAGAUACUGAUAGUAUAAGGAAUUAUUGCAUCUCAUCAACUCAACCCACUUCCGCUUCUACCAAAUCUAUAGACACAGUUAGUACUCUAUAUUAUGAUGCUAAAGAAUCGAAAACCUUUUAUGAAAAUCAAGGUGAACCUGUUCCAAAAGAACAUUUAGAUACUGAUAGUAUAAGGAAUUAUUGCAUCUCAUCAACUAAACCCACUUCCGCUUCUACCAAAUCUAUAGACACAGUUAGUACUCUAUAUUAUGAUGCUAAAGAAUCGAAAACCUUUUAUGAAAAUCAAGGUGAACCUGUUCCAAAAGAACAUUUAAAACGGGAUACGGAAAAAUAUUUGUUUGACCCUAAUACAACGAAAAUAUCCAAAGAAAAACCAGAUUUCAGAAGUUAUAUCGAUAUUGAUGAUUUUUCCCUAGCCAUCCUACGGCAACUGUCCACAAUAAAAGUUAAGAAGGGUAAACGCCUUAUUGAUUGUUAUUUAAGGAUAUCCAAUUAUCUGGAUCAUUUCUACUGGAAGCGUUUACUGCGCGAUGGUCUAUUUUUCCAUUGGUUUGUCAACGAGUGCUUUUUUCCGGCACACUACCUUCUCACUUUGAAAGAUCAUAGAAGGCUGGAUGUUGUGACAAAUGAUCAGCUUGAUGAAGAGAUUAUGAAUUAUAUAGAACAGGCAAAUAAGCCAGAUCAGCAGAGAAUAUCCCUUACAUGGCAAAUGGCUCACCUAAUGGUUACCUCCUAUUUUCGAGUACUCUGGCAUAGCGCCGUUGCCGAACAUCGGCCCAUCGAAAAAAGAUGUUUGCUAAGGUGUCGCUUUGCUAUAUCUGUGGUGGAACAUUAUCAGCAGGAGAAAGGUCGCAGUGUAAUAACAGAUCGAAUCGAUUGUCUAAAAUUAAUGAAGUGGGCUUUAAAACACGAAAGUCGUCUUAGUCUGGUUUACGAUGAACCAUUGGGUUAUGCCGAGGAACGAGCAAACAUAAAUACAUGUCUGCUGAUGCGUACCCCUAAUUUGGAUUCUUUCAAGGAGUUUUAUCAACGUCGUGUACUACCCAGACCUGAUGCAUUGUCUAUAAAUCCGUUACCUGAUGAAAUCAGACGUUAUCCAAAAAGGAACGGUAAAUAUCCAAUCAAUUUUGUAUGUCCCAUUAAGGGUUGUCAAAUGGGAUUGAAUUCAAAUUCGGUAAUGUCCCACUUUCUCACCGAUCAUUGCCGUCGCUUGGAGGAACUUUGGCUAACGGAUCGUAUGAUCAUCCUUUUCUAUCCCCAAUCUUAUCCACCUAAACAAAUUUAUUGCAUUUGUGUUAUCGCUUUAUUGGCAAGAAUGCCCUGCAAUACGGCACCAAUACCCAGGACUAUUAUAAACGAGGAUUUACCAUCCAAAUAUCUUUAUUUUUCUGAACAUGCCGCAUGUUUUCUUAUGUUUGCUAAAGUUCAAAAAGAAAAUGAUUGGGUAAUCCCGAAACAAGAGUCUCCGUUCAAAGGAAAAUAUAUAAAAGGCAAGAAAUCCCUAACUUUUAUAAAAGAAGAAUCUUUAUAUAUAUUUUGGCUGGCCACUGCCCAUUAUAAACUUCAUAAUGUCGGAUGUCGUCUAUAUGUCUAUUGCCAAGACCGCAGUGUCAAAGGAAAUUCCCUUUUAAAUUUUUUUUACAUAAACGAAUUCAAGAAUAUGGCAGAUUUAAUAACUAAUUAUCCAGAUAGCUAUUUGGCCAUAGACUAUCCUACAAUGGUAGCGCUCACAAAGAAUUUUAAGGAGCUCGUCUUUAUUGAAGUGCGUUAUAUCAAUAAAUUGGUUGAUGAUCCCAACUCUGGUGAUGAAAAAUUUGAUCUAUAAAGUAUAAGGGCAAGGUUAGAUUAUAGUGUAAUAUUGCCUUUAAUAUUCGCUUCUUAACUAAUCUACUUUUAUGUACGUUUCAUUACAGAGCGAUUUUGAAAACAAAAAAAAACACUGAAGGAUAUUUGAAGAUAAAAUACUUUUUAAAGUAAUUGUCCAUUUUAAUACGUUAAUGUGGGAAAUAAUAUAAUUUUAUAUAACAUUUUAAUGUAAUUUUCAAUAAACAAACGGUUGUGUGGGUAUAUAAUUAUAUAAAAAUGUUUGUUAUAAAUAGCAAAAUAAAUAUAAUUAUGUAAGAGAGUCCUUAUUUCAUUCCGUUUUAAUAUCCAGUUAUCGCAAAAAAAGCAAUCAAAGAAAAUUUAAAUAAGCAAAGCGGAGGAGCAAAUCAAAAACAAUUACGCGGCAAAUGACAUUAUCAAAUGUCAAAUGUCAUGUUCGGUGAGACCCCCACUUUUUAUAUAUAUUUUUUUCUUGAACGCUCUCCCUUACCAACUUUUUAUUUUUUGAAUCUUGUAUCUGGAACAUCUCGCGUAUCACAAAAACUCAAA